GACUUCGACGUGACGCACAUGAUCGGCAAGGGCGCCUUCGGGCGCGUGCUCCUGGCGUCGAAGCGGUCCGGGAGCGAGCGCGGCCGCGCGUUCGCCGUCAAGGUGCUCGACAAGGAGGUCGUCCGCGCGACGGGCCAGGCGGCGCACACGCGCGCGGAGCGCGAGACCCUGGCGUCGCUGCGCCACCCCUUCGUCGUGCGCCUGCGCUACGCGUUCCAGUCCAAGGAGCGGCUCUACCUCGUCACGGACUUCUACGCGGGCGGCAGCCUCGAGCGCCACAUGGACGACGCGCACCCGACGGGCCUGGGCGACGCGCGGACGGAGUUCUACGCGGCGCAGCUCGUGUCGGCGCUGCGCCACUGCCACGCCGCGGGCGUCGUGCACCGCGACAUCAAGCCGGGCAACGUCCUCGUCGACAGCCGGGGCUACUGCGCGCUGACGGAUUUCGGGCUCUGCGCGCUGGGCGUCCUCGAGGACGGCGCGCCGCUGCGGUCCUUCUGCGGCACCGUGACCUACAUGGGGCCCGAGCUCCUCGUGGGCCAGGCCUACGGCACGUCCGUCGACUUCUGGGCCCUCGGCGCGCUCGUCUUCGAGAUGGCGUCGGGCCGGCCGCCGUUCGAGGACGCGAACCGGCGGCGCAUGUUCUACGCGAUCCUGCACCUGCCGCCGCCCUUUCCUUUGGACUUCUCCAACGAGUUGAUCGAUUUGCUGAGCGGGCUGUUGGAGAAGCGGCCGGAGCGGCGCCUCGGCCUCAAGCGGUCCGCGUAUUUCGCGAACGUCGACUGGGCGGCGCUCGUCGCGCGCCAGCUCGCGCCGCCCUGGGUGCCG
Molecule: messenger RNA, 828 nt
Organism: Aureococcus anophagefferens
Lineage: Eukaryota; Pelagophyceae; Pelagomonadales; Pelagomonadaceae
Exons: 2
Biological process (GO): protein phosphorylation
Molecular function (GO): protein serine/threonine kinase activity; ATP binding
Source: RefSeq, a predicted model, not a curated record